This is a messenger RNA of Saprolegnia parasitica CBS 223.65, 777 nucleotides long. RefSeq lists its product as hypothetical. NCBI's taxonomy places the organism in Eukaryota, Oomycota, Saprolegniomycetes, Saprolegniales, Saprolegniaceae. The record is from RefSeq and is a predicted model, not a curated record. The transcript has a single exon. The coding region runs from base 1 to 777 and encodes 258 amino acids. Gene Ontology annotation, molecular function: protein binding.
AUGCGGCAGGCCAAGCUAUCGUCGGCACCGUUUCGAACCCCACAACUCUUUCAUGCCAUCGCAGCCGACGCCGAGACAGGUCAUCAUGGAUCGGUGCACAGCCUCCGCCUCCUGCAGCGCUUGGGCUCGUCGCACUUGGCGGCCGCGCCAUGCACGCCGCGCACCGCGACCCUUCUGCGCAAGUUUACGAUCGCGAGCGGCCCGCACCACCUCGACCUCGGUCCGCGCACGCUUUCGUCCAGCCGGCUACAGCUCCUCCCGCACCUCAAGGACGCAAACUUGUGCGCGGACCCUCCGGCGUCAAGUGUCACGCCCCCCAAAGCGGCGUCCAUGUGGUCGAACGAGCCGGUUGCAGACCCGACGCAGUGGCUCUUUACGAAAGAGGAGCAGUUUGAGAGCAUUUUAUGUCGGCGCUGCCAUGCGUACUUGAAGCGCCACCUCGUGCAGCCGCUUCCAUCGCCGUGGCUCGAGCUCCCGCCGGACGGCGACGAUGCGACGUGCUACUACUGCAAACGCUCGCACGAAAUUCGGUGGACACCUCCGGAAGGCACGUCCGAGGUCGCCAUGCGCGUCUUCGAGGCCAACCAGUCCGUGUACGCCGUGUGCAAUUGUCGCAUGACGUGGGAGCGCCGCCAGCACUUGCUUCGGAAAAUCAAGCAGUACUCGAAUCGGUACAAGGAAAACGUCCACUGGUCAGUCGGCAAUGAGCUCGAGCACAUUUAUGACCGCCAUUUUGGCGACGUCAUCCCAGACAACACGUGCUCCCUUUUCGAUUGA